AUGUCUACGAUACCUACGAUGCUACAGAACCGGUUUCAAGAGGCCGAAACGCUAUUGGUAUCCUGGUUUCACAGGGUUGAUUUGCAACGGAGAGAUCUACGACUCAGGAAAGAGUCCGUUAUGACGGGUUGGUCAACGGCAUCUUUCUACAAUGGCGAUUGGCUCAGUGUCGAAGAGCUUCCGCCAUUGACCGCAGCUCUCGUUCUGUCAGACGGUCCACCCGUUCGAAAGCUGAAAGAGCUUCAACCAAAGGAGAUCUUCCAGAGCGUGUCGGGCAAGGUCAUAGUCGACUUUGGUCAUAACUUUGCUGGUUGCGCUAGGAUCACUGUCAGUGGCCCCAGCGGUACCGAUAUCAUUCUCAGAAAUGCUGAGGUACUGGAAAACGGCGAGAUAGAAACCAAGCCCCCACGCACCACCGACGUGCCGGCCCGCAAGUUUGAGAACCUCGAUUUACAUUUCACGGCUUCCGCUAUGUUAAGACUAACAACUGGCCCGUGA
Molecule: messenger RNA, 498 nt
Organism: Fusarium oxysporum Fo47
Lineage: Eukaryota; Fungi; Ascomycota; Sordariomycetes; Hypocreales; Nectriaceae
Exons: 2
Coding region: 1-498 (165 amino acids)
Source: RefSeq, a predicted model, not a curated record